ACGUCACCGUUGCUUCUCGAGGAACCCAUCCGGCUGGCCUCGAUAUUGGAACACUCUCACUAUCACAGGUCGGUUCCAUGCCUGACCAAGAUCGUGGGGACGGUAGGCGGCAACUCGAAGACCGUGGAGCAGCUUUCGGCUUUGCUCGAAGCGGGCAUGACAGCUGCACGGUUCGACUUUUCAGUGAACGACCAGGAGAACCACCAGGAGACGUACGACAACCUGCGGGAAGCCAUGAAGAAAACGCACCGCAUGUGCGCGGUUGUGUACGACACGCACGGUCCCGAAAUCACCAUUUUCAACAGCAACAAUGCCACAGUGACCAUGACAGCGGGCAGCACGGUGGUGCUGUCGGGCGACAAGGACCAACCCGUCACUGCCAACGCGCUGCCCCUCGCCUGCCCUGAGCUCGCCAAGGCGGUGAAGCCAGGGGAUGAGGUGUUUGUGGGGCGCUACCUCUUCACAGGCAGCGAGACCACGUCUGUGUGGCUCAAGGUGGAGGAGGUGAAGGGGGACGACAUAGUGUGCACGGUGACCAACACAGCAGAGCUCCAAGGGGAAUUCUUCACCGUGCAUGCUGCUCAGGUUGACACGGACAUGCCUAUCCUCUCCAAGGUGGACGAGCGCCACCUGUCCACGUGGGGAGUGAACUGCUUGCCGCACAUCAUCUUCCUCUCCUUCACUCGCAACGCAGAGGAUGUCAGAUAUGCGCGCAAUCACCUCGCCCAACUGGGCAAGCUCUCGCAGUCCUUCAUCUUUGCUAAGAUCGAAAGCAUUCAGGGGCUGAGGAAGAUCGACGAGAUUCUGGCAGAGGCAGAUGGGCUCGUGCUGGGGCGAGGCGACCUUGGAAUCGACCUGCCUGCAGAAAAGGUGUUUCUGAUGCAGAAGGUGGCCAUCUACAAGGCCAACAUGGCGGGCAAGCCAUGUGUCAUCUCGCGAGUGGUCGACACGAUGACAGACACGCCCCGCCCCACCCGUGCCGAGGCCACCGACGUCGCCAACGCUGUGCUGGACGGAGUGGAUGCUAUUAUGCUGGGAGCUGAGACGCUGAGAGGGCUGUACCCUACUGAGACAGUGUCAACUGUGCGCCUCAUCUGUUCCGAGGCGGAGAAGGCAUACAACCAGGAGCUCUAUUUCAAGAAGGCGGUUAAGGAAGCUACUGACACCAUGAGCGAGCUCGAAGCCAUGGCCUCAUCCGCGGUGAAAACAGCAGAGAAGGUGCAUGCAGCAGCGAUUGUGGUGUUCACCUCCUCUGGAAGAAUGGCCAGGCUCGUGGCCAAGUACAAGCCAACCAUGCCUGUUCUCACGCUCGUCAUUCCACGCCUCUACGUCGAUAAGCUCAGAUGGACGGUGCAGGGCGAGGUCCCGAACGCAGGGCCACUGCUCCCCUCUCUCGUCCCCUCUCCAACCCCUCUCUUCCCCUUCCCAACCCUUCUCUUCCCCUCUCCACCCAUUCUCUUCCCCUCUCCACCCAUUCUCUUUCCCUCUCCACCCAUUCUCUUUCCCUUUCCACCCAUUUCUUUUCCACUCCACCCAUUCUCUUUCCCUCUCCACCCAUUCUCUUCCCCUUCCAAACCCACAGCAGAUGUAGUGGACAACACAGGGCCGCUGCUGGGCCGAGUGGGUCAACUCCAGCAGCAGCUGCACCACCAGCUGCUGCCCUCCUCCCAAGCCUCCACCCACCCACUGCCCUCCAACCCACACGGUCCGAACCAAGCAGCAGUACGCUCAGAACGUUCUGACCAAGUCCCCCUCUCAGAGGGCUCGAAUGAGCGGAUUGAUCCAGCAGAUUGGGAGGACCAAGCCCUAGGGCGUUUGGCGGCAGGCGGAUUGGGAGGUGGUGGUGGUGGGCGGAGGAGGGGGAGAGAAGAGGAGCGGAGUGCAGCAGGGGUGGUGGAUCAUGGGGGCAUUGUGCCGGAAGGGGUUGUGCCUGAUGCGCUGGAUAGGCGCAUUCCAAUGCUCAUCCGAAUGAGUCCUGAGCGUCUACAGCUGCCUCUGGAGGCGCUUCCACAUGCCAUCGACAGCAGCGAGCAAAAGAAUGUCAUGCUAGCAUACCGAGAACGGUUUGACAAGUUCGGCGAUCUGAUUCGCUGCCACGGUCCUCCCUGUCCCGAUUUCGCCCCCUGCGGCUCUGCCUACCCCAACGUGCACGCGUGCUGGAACGAGCAUCUCGAUGCGCCUCUGCUGCUACCCGCUCGCGCGCCCCUCAACUGCCCCAAGAAGGCCCCCCUAAAGAAUCCGCGGGUGCCGUGGCAGAACCAUGACAAGACGUGCUCGCACCCUAGGGACUUCAACCCCCGAGAGCCGUCCGCCAUGCAGGUGUUUCGCCUGCAUGAGGUCAUGGUGACACACAAGGGCUUCGUCUUCAACGCCACCCACCGAUACGUGCACCAGGGCUGCAAGCGAUUCAACCCAUUCUCCUACCCGCAGGGCCAGAAGGUGCAUCGCAUGAAGCUGGCGUUUGACUGGGGCUACACGCAGGGCAGCAACUUCUACCACUUCCUGGUCGAGGCCAUUCCUUCUUUCUUCGUGGCCGCUGCAGCACUGCCCAACCUCAGAGACAUUCCCAUCAUAGCAGAGCGCUUCCAGUGGGACCUAUACGACAGCAUAGGCCGCAUCUUCAUAGGGGUGAAUCGGACGGACAUGAGAGCCCUUCAGGCAACCGAGGGGGACCUCUUUCACGUCGACACGCUCUAUUUGCCAAUGCUGCAGGAGUGUGGGGCGCCCAACAAGGCCCUCUGGAUGGAGCUGAGGCGGCACCACCUGCUGCACCGGCAGGGCCUGCCACUCUUCCGCCCCGACUUCUCCUACCACUACCGCCCAGCGCUCUCCUACCAGCAACUCACCCACCUGCCCCCCGACUGGGUGGUGGUGUUGGCGCAGCGGCCGUCAGGGAAGCGCUCCUUCAGCAACGCUGAGGAGGUUAAAGAAGCGGUUCUCGCCGCGUUUCCAGCAGAGAGGGUUGUUGUGUUUGACGGGUCGCUGCAGCUCAUGCAAGCACGUGCUUUGUUCCGCCGGACUCGGCUCUUUGUGGGCGGCCACGGGGCGGCGUUAUCCAACCUCAUCUUCAUGCCCGUUGACAUCACGGUGGUCGCGGGGGAGGUGUCGCUCACUUGCCGGAUGAUCGAAGUGCGUUACGUGGACUGCGAGGACCGUUUCCUAAAGAAGCACGGCAACCCUCAACAGCGCGAGGUCACCGUCAAUGGCGUGGACCAGAAUGGCGACGCUGCAGAGCACAAGUUCGAGCUUCACGAGCGUAAGAUCCAAGGCCACAAGACGGGCGGCGACUACUACUCUUGCAAGGCGGUGUGUCCGGAGUUUGCAAGGGCCUGCGUUGCGCGACUCGAGUUCCGCCUGGAAGACCUCAAGGACCUGGCCGGCUCCAAGCUUUUCCGGCCUUCGUGCUAUCCUGACGACAACGCGCAGCGGAUGAAGAAGUGCCGCGAGUGGUUGGGCAUGCUGGACCACAUGUUUCACCACCGCCUCUUUGGUGUGUGCUUCAAGGCGUGCGAGAGGGAGCUACCGUUGUUUCUCCACACCAUGGAUACCAACCACGACAACAUCAGCUUCCACAAGUCCCUCUCGCUCAUGCUCUAG
Molecule: messenger RNA, 3597 nt
Organism: Closterium sp. NIES-65
Lineage: Eukaryota; Viridiplantae; Streptophyta; Zygnematophyceae; Desmidiales; Closteriaceae
Source: the annotation of a GenBank genome assembly